AUGGGCAGCUUCCAAGCACCUGGGCCUUGUGAAGAAGACCUUGACGAUGUAGCGCAAGACUCGGCGCGCUCUGUCCCAGAGAAGAUCUCAAAUACCGCAAUCAGCUCCGGCCAAGGGCUUCCUACUAGUAGCAGCGCAGGGAAAACAUCGGAUAGCCUCAAACGAUCUUCGCAGGACUUGCUCGCAAGUGGAUCACAUCCAUCAUCGCUGGAAGACUUGGAAAGACGCACAGAGGAUUGUUACAAAAAGACAUUAAGAAACUUUGAGAUUUGGAGCUCUAGUGUCUCGAGGCUGAACCUGCCUGAUGACAAAGAAGCCAGGGUUAAGCUGAAGAUGGAAGAGCUUGAAGUGGUCACCAAGACUUGCCUCUCUGAUUUCUUGAACAAGGAGGAUGGGUCACAAAUAGUCUCAUCUUAUCCUCCUGGAGGGCCCUGCCACACAAAGGAUGGUGCCUCUUUUGAAAACCUUGGAGGAGGAUUCAUGGAAAAGAAUUGAAUUUGAUUUUCUGAAGGAUCAGCUUGAAACAUAUUUGAAUGACCCUGUAAAAAACUCACAUACUGAUUCCACAGAACCCUCUAUGGAUAUCUUCAUUCACUACUUC
Puccinia graminis f. sp. tritici CRL 75-36-700-3 is the source of this 601-nucleotide messenger RNA. RefSeq lists its product as uncharacterized. Bases 1 to 495 code for a protein of 164 amino acids. The transcript is spliced from 5 exons. NCBI's taxonomy places the organism in Eukaryota, Fungi, Basidiomycota, Pucciniomycetes, Pucciniales, Pucciniaceae. The record is from RefSeq and is a predicted model, not a curated record.